Rotaria sp. Silwood2 is the source of this 1161-nucleotide messenger RNA. The record is from the annotation of a GenBank genome assembly. NCBI's taxonomy places the organism in Eukaryota, Metazoa, Rotifera, Eurotatoria, Philodinida, Philodinidae.
AUGACACGAUUUAUCGAUGUAGCGAAAGAAUCGUCAUCAUGUAUUCUACAUGAAUAUGAAGCACAUCGCUUAAAAGGUCGUUAUUCUAAUAUGGAAUUAUUUAAACAGAUUCAAGAAGCUAGUAGUCAUAAUGAUGAUCCAAAAGCUCGAGCUGCACAUUGUUGUUAUAUACAUUUAAUCGGUUUUGUGCCUGGCUUAGAUGAAAAACCACAUGGAGGUGGAUAUGAAUCAGAAGCCGUUGAAUAUUGUAUUGAUGACGCUGUACUCUAUCAAAAUUUAAGUGAACUUGUUGAUAAACGUGAAGAAUAUGCAGUAUUCGAAGAUAAUCUUGGACCAACACUCGAAAAAAUGAUACAUGAAGCAAGAGAACCAUCAUUUGAUCUCUUACGUCAAGCUUGCAGUAAUUUUGAAAAAGAAUGUCAUAUGGAAAUGCAUUAUGCUACAUGUCAACGAUCAUUUAAUUAUUUUGUUGAAAAAGGUGUUGAUACUGAUGAAGCACUUGCUUAUGCAUUUGCUAUUUCUUUCUAUACUGGUACGUAUAGUGAAGCACUUAAUCAAAAUGCUGCUCUUAUUGUACGAAAUCAAAAUCGAAAUGCUUCAAAAAAUACUGAAAUAGCUAAAAUUGAUGAUAGAGCUGCUAUGAUAAUGUAUUAUCUUAUAAAAGGUUUAUCACAUAUUGAUUUUUAUUGGGGUGUAGCAACACGAUGUGUAGAAUUAAAUUCAAAAGAACUUGAUGAUUAUCAACCUGGUUUUUUGAUAACAUGGCUUCAAUUUAGUAGCUCAAAUAAAGGUUUAGCAGCACCCGAUUGGUUUAAAGAACGUAAUACAAUCUUUUUUAUUUAUUCAUUAACUGGUCGAAGCAUACAAAAAUUUUCUAAUUGUGCUGAAGAUGAAGAUGAAGUUCUUUUUUUACCUCAUUCAUCAUUUUUAGUUUGUCAUGUAGAAAAAGUUUGUGGAAAAAAUCAUAUUUAUUUAAGGCAGAUAGAACUUGGUCUAUGCAAAUAUGUUAUUUUAUGGGUCGACGAUCAUAUAUUUGAUGAUUGGUGGGAAAAUAAAGAACAUAUGGAAAGAGCAAGUACACUUGGUACUGAAAUAAAUGUUCAUUUUAUACCAAAAUCCAAUACAACAGCAGCAUUGAUAUUUCUUCGUUCAGAAUUUUGA